Molecule: messenger RNA, 297 nt
Organism: Sphenostylis stenocarpa
Lineage: Eukaryota; Viridiplantae; Streptophyta; Magnoliopsida; Fabales; Fabaceae
Source: the annotation of a GenBank genome assembly
AUGGCAGUGACUGAGAAAUGUGAUGUGUUCAGCUUUGGUGUUUUGGCUUUGGAAGUUCUUACAGGAAAGCACCCCAGUGACCUUGUUUCCUACAUACAAAGUUGUAGAGAACAAAAGCUAAACAUGAAAGAGAUUUUAGACCCUCGUCUCUUGCCUCCUUCCAAGAAGCAUAUUUUGAAGCCAGUGGAAUUGAUUGCCAACUUGGCUCUUUCAUGCUUAAAGACAAACCCUCAAUCUCGACCAAGUAUGCGAAGCAUAGCUCAGCUGCUUGAAAUGGAGACUGCAGACAUCAUAUAA